Meloidogyne enterolobii is the source of this 221-nucleotide messenger RNA. The record is from the annotation of a GenBank genome assembly. Lineage: Eukaryota; Metazoa; Nematoda; Chromadorea; Rhabditida; Meloidogynidae.
CAACAUUUCUAUUUUAACAACAAAUAAUCUGUAAAAUGGGCCGUUGCACAUCCAAAUAUCAAAAAGACCAGAAGAAACAAACAAGAAAAAUAGAUGAACAGUUAAGGAAGGAGGUAGAUGUUUUUAGAGAAAAGAAAAAAAUUUUAAGCUUCUUUCACGCGUUCUUGUCUUUUAAUUCUUUAAAUUUAUAUUUUCUAGAUUUUAGUGAAUUAAAGGAUUAA